Molecule: messenger RNA, 1167 nt
Organism: Dendrobium catenatum
Lineage: Eukaryota; Viridiplantae; Streptophyta; Magnoliopsida; Asparagales; Orchidaceae
Product: probable receptor-like protein kinase At1g49730
Exons: 7
Coding region: 186-1073 (295 amino acids)
Biological process (GO): protein phosphorylation
Cellular component (GO): plasma membrane
Molecular function (GO): ATP binding; protein kinase activity
Source: RefSeq, a predicted model, not a curated record
GAGGAUUAUGAGGAAGUGGGAGAGGUUAAAGAGUAAAAAGUAAAGAUUCUGAUUAAGAUAAAGAAAGUGAAGAAAGAAAGGGGGACCAAUGGAGAGUUCUACUGUUUACAAUCUUUCUCGUUACCUCCCUUCGUCUACUUCUCUAGAAGAUCCCCCGGCACUCCUUUGCUCAAUCUUUACCGGAGAUGAAGAGACUCCGGCGGUGUCUCUCCGCCGAUAGCCGCCGCUCUUGCUCAGCUCCAUUACUUCAUGUUAGAAAACUCACAUCAAAUGAAAUGAAGAAAGCAACUGAUAGAUUUAGCAUGAUUAUGGGAAGUGAUUCUGAUGGAGCUUUAUACAGAGCAAGAUUUCCUGAUGGGCUCAUCGCCGCGGUUAAAAAGGUUAAAGAUGAAGAACAAGGAAAGGUUACAUUCCAUACUGAUGUGCAAUACUUAGCUCGAUUGCAUCAUCGUCAUGUCGUUAAAUUAGUAGGCUUUUCUGAAGGGCCUGAGAGAUGUCUUGUGUUCGAACACAUGGAAAAUGGAAGCCUGAGGGAUUGGCUUCAUGAUCCACUGAAGACUCCAUUGAAUUGGAGAACAAGAUUACAGAUUGCCAUUGAUGUUGCAGCUGCUUUGGAAUACAUUUACUAUUUCUGUGAUCCGCCUGUCUAUCAUGUGACAAUUAAUUCAAAUAAUGUGAUGUUGGACAAUAACUUUGUUGCUAAGGUCUCUAAUGUUGGAAUCCUAGACUGUAAUUGCAGCAACAAUAGCGAUUUGAUUGAUAAUCAGCCAAGAGGAAAACUUAAUCAAAGAAACAGGGAUACAGUAUUUCAGUUUGGUGUGCUGAUCCUUGAACUCAUAACGGGUCAGUCCAUGGGCGACGAGGAUGAGCCGCUUCGAUGGAUUCAAGGGUCGGGAUUCGCCUACUCGAUGCACAAAAUGGUGGAUGCUGAUCUUGGAGGAAAUUAUGAUUCAAGAGAGCUCAAAAGUCUUCUAAUUAUUGCAAGAUUGUGUACUAAAGCUGACGAAGAAUCGAUCAUUUCGAUCCCUCAAAUACUUCGAUAUCUUCAAGGAAAGAUAGAUCCUACACACUGACUUGUAAAUGUUGAAGUAUUGCUCAAGUGUUUUGUAGUAAAAUAAUGAAGGGAAAAUGAUAGGGGUGUUUGAUGACUAGCAUUUUUUUUUUCUU